Molecule: messenger RNA, 1878 nt
Organism: Ipomoea triloba (trilobed morning glory)
Lineage: Eukaryota; Viridiplantae; Streptophyta; Magnoliopsida; Solanales; Convolvulaceae
Product: pre-mRNA-splicing factor CWC22 homolog
Exons: 3
Coding region: 1-1878 (625 amino acids)
Biological process (GO): mRNA splicing, via spliceosome
Cellular component (GO): catalytic step 2 spliceosome
Molecular function (GO): protein binding; RNA binding
Source: RefSeq, a predicted model, not a curated record
AUGGAUGCAGAGAAUUACCGCAGAGAUGAGGAGGACCACUAUGAAAAUUAUAGGGUUUCUGGAAGAGAAGAAGAACGUAGGAGGGAGAAGGAAAGAGAUAGGAGGGUUAAUAACGCAGGCGAAGAAAAUCAUAAGAAUGAGGAUUCUAAAGUGUCAAAGCAAGAAGGGAAUAUGAUUACACAGACGGGAAGGAGGGGAGGAGUUUAUAUUCCCCCUUUCAAGUUGGCGAGGAUGAUGAAGGAGAUACAGGAUAAAAGCUCAGUUGAAUACCAAAGAAUUACUUGGGAUGCUCUUAGGAAGAGUAUAAAUGGGUUGGUGAACAAAGUGAAUAACCCUAAUAUAAAGAACAUAAUUCCGGAAUUGUUUGCUGAGAACCUGAUUCGUGGAAGAGGUCUGUUUUGCCGGUCCUGUAUGAAGUCCCAAAUGGCUUCUCCUGGUUUUACAGAUGUAUUUGCAGCAUUAGUUGCCGUUGUGAACAUUAGGUUUCCAGUGGUAGGUAAUCUUCUCUUGAGGAGAAUUAUAUUACAACUCCAAAGAGCAUACAAACGAAACGAUAAGCCCCAGUUAUUGGCAGCAGUUAAAUUUAUAGCUCACCUCGUGAACCAGGAAGUAAUCCAUGAGCUAAUUGCUCUGGAAUUACUUGCUGUUUUACUGGAAAAUCCAUCAGAUGACAGUGUUGAAGUUGCUGUUGGUUUUGUUACUGAGUGUGGAUCCAUGCUGCAAGACCUCACCCCCCGUGGGUUGCAUGGUAUCUUUGAGCGCUUUCGUGGGAUACUCCACGAAGGAGAGAUAGAUAAAAGGGUUCAGUUCUUAAUCGAAGGCCUCUUUGCAUUGCGUAAAGCAAAGUUUCAGGGGUACCCUGCGGUACGUCCAGAGCUUAAUCUAGUAGAGCAAGUAGAUCAGUUGACCCAUGAAAUAUCUUUCCAAGAUACUAUAGAUCCUGAAAUUGCUCUUGAUAUUUUUAAGCCAGAUUCUAACUUCUUAGAGAAUGAAAAAAAGUAUGAAGAAUUGAAAACCGCAAUCCUAGGUGAGGAAUCUGAGGAAGAAGGGAAUUCUCAUGCUGAGUCUGGGGAUGAUGAUGAUGAUGAAGAAGAAGAAGAAGAAGAGGAUGAAGAGCAAAUGAAAUUAAAAGACGAGACUGAAACAAACUUAGUCAACCUUAGGAGAACUAUCUAUCUAACAAUUAUGUCCACUGUUGGCUUUGAUGAAGCAGGUCAUAAGCUGUUGAAAAUUAAACUUGAGGCUGGUCAAGAGAUGGAGUUAUGCAUAAUGCUUUUAGAGUGCUGCAGUCAGGAGAGAACAUACCUCCGCAACUAUGGUCUUUGGGGGCAGCGUUUUUGCAUGAUCAACAAAGUUUACCAGGAGAACUUUGAGAAGUGUUUUGUGCAACAAUACUCGAUGAUUCACCGUCUGGAAACAAAUAAACUGCGAAAUGUUGCCUUGUUUUUUGCACAUCUGCUUGCAACUGAUGCAUUGCAUUGGCAUGUUCUGGCUUACAUACGGCUUACAGAAGAAGACACUACCUCUUCUUCUCGCAUAUUUAUCAAGAUUCUCUUUCAGGAAUUGUCCGAACACUUUGGGAUUCGCUUGUUGAAUGACCGUCUUAAUGACCCAACAAUGCAGGAAUCGUUUGACUCAAUAUUUCCAAAGGAUAAUCCAAAAAAUACUCGGUUUGCAAUCAAUUUCUUCACACAAAUCGGUCUGGGUGGGAUUACAGAAAAUCUCAGGGCAUAUUUGAAGAAUGUGCAGCGCCUAAUAAUGCAACAAAAGAAAUCUGUUUCAGAAUCGAGUUCUGGCUCCUCCUGCGAUGAGUCCGAAUCUGAAUCAUCUAGCUCUAGCUCUGAGGAAGAUACACGAAGGAAACGGAUGAGACAUUAG